Oryza brachyantha (malo sina) is the source of this 588-nucleotide messenger RNA. RefSeq names its product putative glycine-rich cell wall structural protein 1. Bases 13 to 588 code for a protein of 191 amino acids. The record is from RefSeq and is a predicted model, not a curated record. The transcript has a single exon. Lineage: Eukaryota; Viridiplantae; Streptophyta; Magnoliopsida; Poales; Poaceae.
AAGAAGUACACAAUGGCUGGCACUAAGCUAGUUGCGCUUGGCUUCAUUGUUCUCCUGAGCAUGAGCUUAGCCAAUGCUGCAAGAGUGGUUGGAUACUCGAGCGCUGAUGGGUAUGGCAAUGGAGAGGGAGGGUGUGUUGGUUAUGUAAAUGGUGGUGGCUCAGGGUCUGGUAGUGGUUAUGGGUUUGGUCAAAGUGACAAUAACGGUGCUCAUGCAAUAGCGGCAGGCAGUGGCGGCGGUGAUGGUGCUAGCCAAUAUGGUGGAUAUGAAUCUGGUGCUGGGGAUGGUUCAGGUUCAGGGUCUAGCCAAUAUGGUAAUGGGGACGAUUCUGGUUAUGGUGGCAAUUCUAGUGCAAGCGGUGCUGGUGGUGGUAGUGGGGGUGGACAAGCAGGAGGCUCUUACAACUCGAUUGGUAGUGGAUCUGGUAGUGGCACCGGUUAUAGUUCUAGCAACUCUAACAAUAACGGGUGGAGCUCUAACACAGGUGCAAGUGCUAGUGGCACUGGCGGAGGCAAUGGGAGUGGCCAGGAUGGUGGGAGUGGUGGUGGCGGAGGAGGUGGAUCUGGGUAUGGUGAUGCCUCUCCUUAG